GAGACCUCUUGUCUUUCAUUAAGGGGAACAAACACAAACACACGCACGCAACUCGAGCGCCCCAGCCGAUGGCUGCGUCCCUGACUUUGUGGCCCAGUCACCAGCGUCGCCGAGUGGCCGGUUUAGAGGGUGUCAACUCUGGAGACGUGAGUGCGUGUGAUUGUUGGGGAGGAGAAAUGUGACCCGCCGCUCCGCGUCCCCUGCCGCGGCCGAAGGAAGGCGUGGCGGCCGCGCGGCGGGGCUGCUGCCGGCUUCUCUCGUUACGGUGGCGGCCGCCCGCUUCCCUUCGCGGAGAACUCGCGGAAAGACCUCGGCUAGGAAUGUCUGUUUUCCUGUCGGAAGAGAGACGGCUGUUUUAAAAUGGUAUGGCCUCACAAGUCUUGGUCUACCCACCGUAUGUUUAUCAAACUCAGUCAAGUGCCUUUUGUAGUGUGAAGAAACUCAAAGUAGAGCCAAGCAGUUGUGUAUUCCAGGAAAGAAACUAUCCACGGACCUAUGUGAAUGGUAAAAACGUUGGAAAUUCUCAUCCUCCCACGAAGGGUAGUGUUUUUCAGACAAGGAUACCAUUUAACAGACCUCGAGGACACAACUUUUCGUUGCAGACAAGUGCUGUUGUUUUAAAAAACACUGCGGGUGCUACAAAGGUCAUAGCUCAGGCACAGCAGGCUCAAGUGGAGGCACCUCAGAUUGGGGCGUGGCGACACAGGUUAAAUUUCCUAGAAGGCCCCCAGCGAUGUGGAUUGAAGCGCAAGAGUGAGGAGUUGGAUAAUCAUAGCAGCGCAAUGCAGAUUGUCGAUGAAUUGUCCAUACUUCCUGCAAUGUUGCAAACCAACAUGGGAAAUCCAGUGACAGUUGUGACAACCACCACAGGAACAAAACAGAAUUGUACCACUGGAGAAGGUGACUAUCAGUUAGUACAGCAUGAAGUUUUAUGCUCCAUGAAAAAUACUUAUGAAGUCCUUGAUUUUCUUGGUCGAGGCACUUUUGGCCAGGUAGUCAAAUGCUGGAAAAGAGGGACAAAUGAAAUUGUAGCAAUCAAAAUUUUGAAGAAUCACCCUUCUUAUGCACGUCAAGGUCAAAUAGAAGUGAGCAUAUUAGCAAGGCUCAGUACUGAAAAUGCUGAUGAAUAUAACUUUGUACGAGCUUAUGAAUGCUUUCAGCACCGUAACCAUACUUGUUUAGUCUUUGAGAUGCUGGAACAAAACUUGUAUGACUUUUUGAAACAAAAUAAGUUCAGCCCCCUGCCACUAAAAGUAAUUCGGCCCAUUCUCCAACAAGUGGCCACUGCACUGAAAAAAUUGAAAAGUCUUGGUUUAAUUCAUGCUGACCUCAAACCAGAAAAUAUUAUGUUGGUGGAUCCUGUUCGGCAGCCAUACAGGGUUAAGGUGAUAGACUUUGGGUCGGCCAGUCAUGUUUCAAAGACUGUUUGUUCAACAUAUCUACAAUCUCGGUACUACAGAGCUCCAGAGAUUAUAUUGGGGUUGCCAUUUUGUGAAGCCAUAGACAUGUGGUCAUUGGGAUGUGUGAUUGCAGAAUUAUUCCUUGGAUGGCCACUCUACCCAGGAGCCUUGGAGUAUGAUCAGAUUCGAUAUAUUUCUCAGACUCAAGGUUUACCAGGAGAGCAGCUGUUAAAUGUGGGCACAAAAUCCACAAGAUUUUUUUGCAGAGAAACAGAUAUUUCUCAUUCUGUUUGGAGAUUAAAGACACUAGAAGAGCAUGAGGCAGAGACAGGAAUGAAGUCUAAAGAAGCCAGAAAGUACAUAUUCAACAGUCUGGAUGAUAUAGUGCAUGUGAACACAGUGAUGGAUUUGGAAGGAAGUGAUCUUUUGGCUGAGAAAGCUGAUAGAAGAGAAUUUGUUAGUCUGUUGAAGAAAAUGUUGCUGAUUGAUGCAGAUUUAAGAAUUACUCCAGCUGAGACUUUGAACCAUUCUUUUGUUAAUAUGAAACAUCUUCUAGAUUUCCCUCAUAGCAACCAUGUGAAGUCCUGUUUCCAUAUUAUGGAUAUUUGUAAGUCCCACCCAAAUUCAUGUGACACAAAUAAUCACAAUAAAACUUCACUUUUAAGACCAGUUGCUUCAGGCAGUACUGCUAACCUGACAGCAAAUUUUACUAAAAUUGGCACAUUAAGAAAUCAGGCGUUGACCACGUCCGCUCACUCCGUCGUGCACCAUGGAGUUGCUCUGCAGGCCGGAACUGCGCAUUUUGGUUGUGGUGACGCUUUUCAGCAGACACUGAUUAUCUGUCCUCCAUCUAUUCAAGGUAUUCCUGCAACACAUGGUAAACCUACUAGUUAUUCAAUAAGAGUAGAUAAUACAGUUCCUCUUGUAACUCAGGCCCCAGCUGUCCAGCCACUACAGAUCCGACCAGGAGUUCUUUCUCAGCAGACGUGGUCUGGUAGAACCCAGCAGAUGCUGGUACCUGCCUGGCAGCAGGUACCACCCGUGGCUGCGGCCACCACUGCGUUAACUUCUGAGUGUGUAGCUGGCUCACAGAGGCUUGCAGACUGGGGGAAAAUGAUUUCACACAGUAAUCAUUAUAACUCAGUGAUGCCACAACCUCUUCUAACCAAUCAGAUAACUUUAUCGGCCCCGCAGCCAAUUAGUGUGGGCAUUGCACAUGUUGUCUGGCCUCAGCCUGCCACUGCAAAGAAAAAUAAACUGUGCCAGAACAGAGGUAUUUUGGUAAAACUAAUGGAAUGGGAGCCAGGAAGAGAGGAAAUAAAUGCUUUCAGUUGGAGUAACUCAUUGCAGAAUACGAAUGUCCCACAUUCAACAUUUAUUUCUCCAAAGAUAGUAAAUGGGAAAGACGUUGAAGAAGUACGUUGCAUAGAAAAACAGGACAAUCAUGACUCAGAAGGAGAAGCGAGAGGUUGUUGUGACACAUCUGUCAGGCAGGCCUCUGACUCGUCGGUUGCAGACAAGCAGCGGCAAACCAUCAUCAUUGCUGACUCCCCGAGCCCUGCCGUGAGUGUGAUUACUAUCAGCAGUGACACUGAUGAGGAGGAGACGUCGCCGAGACACUCACUCAGAGAAUGUAAAGAUAGUCUAGAUUGUGAAGCUUGCCAGAGCACUCUGAAUAUCGAUCGGAUGUGUUCGCUAAGCAGCCCUGAUAGUACUCUGAGCACCAGCUCCUCCGGGCAGUCCAGCCCGUCCCUGUGCAAGAGGCCGAACAGACUUUCUUGUAGUAUGUCAGACGAAGAACAGGAAAGUGGUUGUGAUACUGUGGAUGGCUCUCCAACAUCAGACUCUUCGGGACAUGACAGUCCAUUUGCAGAGAGGAGCUUUGUGGAGGACACUCAUCAAAACCCAGAACUGGUCACCUCCGCCAGCACAGAAACCAAACCAGCUGUUUGUACUGUUGUGGUGCCUCCAAUGGGACUAGAGAAUGGAUUAAAUACCGAUGAGCAUAUGGCAAACAGAGAUUCUACAUGCCAGCCAUUAGUAAAAGGACGAUCGGCUCCUGGAAGAUUAAACCAGCCUUCCACAAUGGGUAAUCGCCAGCAGAAAUUGACAUCCGCAUUCCAGCAACAGCAUUUGAAUUUCAGUCAGGUUCAGCACUUUGGAUCUGGGCAUCAGGAGUGGAAUGGAAACUUUGGACACCGAAGGCAGCAAGCUUAUAUCCCGACUAGCAUCACCAGUAAUCCAUUCACUCUUUCUCACGGAAGUCCCAGUCACACAGCCGUGCACGCCCAUCUGGCUGGAAGUGCGCAUCUCGGAGGACAGCCUACUCUCCUUCCAUACCCGUCGUCAGCUCCCCUCAGCAGUGCUGCGCCGGUGGCCCACCUCCUAGCCUCUCCAUGUACCUCAAGACCUAUGUUACAGCAUCCAACCUACAGUAUCUCUCAUCCCAGUGGCAUAGUUCACCAAGUCCCAGUGGGCAUAAACCCCCGUCUGUUACCAUCCCCAACCAUUCAUCAGCCUCCGUACAAACCGAUCUUCCCACCACAUUCUUACAUUGCAGCAUCACCUGCAUAUACUGGAUUUCCAUUGAGUCCAACAAAACUCAGCCAGUAUCCAUAUAUGUGAAAACUCCAAAAGAGUAUAUUGAGGAAGCUCAAUGAUAAAAACAUUUGAUUAAAAAUAAAAACAUGGUAUCUAAUAAAUAUUAGCCAUGGCACAAGAAAAUUAUUUUUGAAUCAUGUAGACUUGGGUGCAAUUUAAACAACUUUGAGCUUUAAAAUAAAAACUCACUUUUAAUGUGUUUUGCA
Molecule: messenger RNA, 4207 nt
Organism: Suricata suricatta (meerkat)
Lineage: Eukaryota; Metazoa; Chordata; Mammalia; Carnivora; Herpestidae
Gene: HIPK3
Product: homeodomain interacting protein kinase 3
Exons: 17
Coding region: 366-4025 (1219 amino acids)
Biological process (GO): peptidyl-serine phosphorylation; peptidyl-threonine phosphorylation
Cellular component (GO): nucleus; PML body; cytoplasm
Molecular function (GO): ATP binding; protein serine/threonine kinase activity; protein tyrosine kinase activity
Source: RefSeq, a predicted model, not a curated record